UUUAAACUGUCAAAAUAAAUCCAAAUUUCAAAACAAAAAAUUGCAUAUUUGAGCAAUAAGUAUCGUUUAAAAUAGGCAAUUAAUCUGGUCUAGAUCAUUUAAUGUCUGUAUUUGCCUCGGAUUGAGGUCGCAUGACCCUAUUGAGCCUAGAUUUAAUUCUGUUAACGCUUAGCGGUCAAGCUUAUAUAUUUGACCUUCUCAAGGUGACCGAUAUCGCAUCUUGGUAGCUCAGUCAGUCGGUCUUAGGCAGCCGUAGGAGAUUGUUUAGUAUUAAAUUAACUGGAUCAAGAUGAGCGUUCAAACGGAUUCCGAAAAGCGUAAGCAGAUCUCUGUCCGCGGCAUUGUCGCCGUGGAAAAUGUUACCGAAGUAAAGAAGGCGUUCAAUCGUCAUGUUCAUUAUACUUUGGUAAAAGAUCGUAAUGUCGCUACACCAAGGGAUUAUUAUUUCGCCCUGGCACAUACUGUCCGUGACCACCUGGUCUCCCGCUGGAUUAGAACCCAGCAGUAUUAUUAUGAAAAAGAUCCCAAGAGAGUCUACUAUUUGUCCUUGGAGUACUACAUGGGCCGUUCCCUCCAAAAUACCAUGAUAAACCUGGGCAUCCAAGGAACUGUGGACGAGGCUCUUUACCAGCUUGGAUUAGAUAUUGAGGAGUUAGAAGAACUAGAAGAAGAUGCAGGUCUGGGUAAUGGAGGUCUUGGACGUCUGGCCGCUUGUUUCCUCGAUUCCAUGGCCACCCUUGGACUGGCUGCUUAUGGUUAUGGUAUAAGAUACGAAUACGGUAUCUUCGCUCAGAAGAUCGAGAAUGGUGAGCAACAGGAGGAACCUGACGACUGGUUACGGUAUGGUAACCCUUGGGAGAAGGCCCGUCCUGAGUUUAUGCUGCCAGUUAACUUCUACGGCCGCGUGGUUGAUACUCCUCAAGGAAAGAAGUGGGUAGACACACAGGUGGUGUUCGCGAUGCCGUACGACAACCCCAUCCCUGGUUACAAUAACAACGUGGUCAACACAUUGCGCCUCUGGUCCGCCAAGAGCCCUAUCGACUUCAACCUCAAGUUCUUCAACUCCGGAGACUACAUCCAGGCCGUGCUGGACAGGAAUGUUGCGGAGAACAUCUCGCGCGUGCUCUACCCCAACGAUAACUUCUUCGAGGGCAAGGAGCUGCGUCUGCCGCGUUUUACUGAUGAUUGUGCUGGUACUGUCUUCCAUAUCGCCGUCCUUCACAUUACGUAUGAGGAAAAGAGAGACACAUACACUGUGUGCAGUUACAACGCGUACGAGUACUACGAGCGCAGCGCGGAGCUGCGGCAGUGCAUCGAGCAGAUCCGCACUGAUGACGAUGAUUUAGAUAUAUUUUCAUUUGAACAGAAUCCAGCGAAGUGGGCUGAGAUGGUUAUCGAGAAUAUCGCAUCAUCUGGCAAGUUUUCGUCCGACCGCACCAUAGCGCAGUACGCGCGCGAGAUCUGGGGCGUGGAGCCCUCCUGGGAGAAGCUGCCCGCGCCGCAUGAGUCUGCAUAAAUAGAUUUUCAACAUAUAAACAGCCAUCUUUAUUGAUAUUAUCGUAGAUUAGCUGUUGCUCGCGACUUCACCCGCGUUAAUGUUACAGAUAAAUUACCUUUUAAUGGUGAAAAUCGGCCCAGUAGUCUUAGCGUGAAUCAUACAUAUAAAAAUCUAAACCUCGUUAUAAUUAGUAUAAAUUGAAAAAUUUUAUCCAAUUCGCUAUUAGUAAGUAGUUUUGCGAUCGUUUAAAGUUUAUUAAUUGGUAGUUUUGAUGGUACACUUAGUACAGUUAUGAUCAAGUUAGAUUUAGCGAGUUUAAAAUAUUUAGUCCUGUCCCACCUCUGGCUGAUAGAGGCUCGGAUAGCUUAAAAGUGACGUCCCUGUCAGAUA
Molecule: messenger RNA, 1888 nt
Organism: Papilio polytes (common Mormon)
Lineage: Eukaryota; Metazoa; Arthropoda; Insecta; Lepidoptera; Papilionidae
Gene: Glyp
Product: glycogen phosphorylase
Exons: 7
Coding region: 290-1516 (408 amino acids)
Biological process (GO): glycogen catabolic process
Cellular component (GO): cytoplasm
Molecular function (GO): pyridoxal phosphate binding; glycogen phosphorylase activity
Source: RefSeq, a predicted model, not a curated record